Nothoprocta perdicaria is the source of this 605-nucleotide messenger RNA. It is a transcript of the gene PMVK, whose product is annotated as phosphomevalonate kinase. Gene Ontology annotation, molecular function: phosphomevalonate kinase activity. The record is from RefSeq and is a predicted model, not a curated record. Gene Ontology annotation, cellular component: cytoplasm. The coding region runs from base 19 to 588 and encodes 189 amino acids. The transcript is spliced from 5 exons. Lineage: Eukaryota; Metazoa; Chordata; Aves; Tinamiformes; Tinamidae. Gene Ontology annotation, biological process: cholesterol biosynthetic process; isopentenyl diphosphate biosynthetic process, mevalonate pathway.
GGGAGCCCGGCGGAGCCCAUGGCGGCGGCGCCGCGGGUCGUGCUGCUGCUGAGCGGCAAGAGGAAGUCGGGGAAGGACUUCGUGGCCGAGGAGAUCCAGAGCCGCCUGGGCCCCGAUGUGUGCACCAUCCUGCGCCUCUCCGGGCCGCUCAAGGAGCAGUAUGCCAAGGAGCACGGCCUCGACUUCCAGCGCCUGCUGGACGCCAGCGCCUACAAGGAGAGCUACAGGCAGGACAUGAUCCGCUGGGGCGAGGAGAAGCGCGGCGCCGACCCCGGCUUCUUCUGCCGGAUCGUGGUGGAGGGGGCGGCGCAGCCCGUGUGGGUGGUGAGCGACACGCGGCGCCUCUCGGACGUCGAGUGGUUCCGCGACGUCUAUGGCGACGCGGUGCAGACCGUGCGCGUGGUGGCCACCGAGGAGACGAGGAAGAGGAGGAACUGGGUCUUCGUCACGGGGGUGGACGACGCCGAGUCCGAGUGUGGCCUGGACCAAGGGGUGGCCUUCGACUGGGUCAUCACCAACGACGGGGACGAGCUGUCCCUGGAUGGGCAGCUGGAGACGCUGCUGCAGCGCGUGCGCCGGUGCCUCUAGCCCGGCCCGCGCCCCCA